Molecule: messenger RNA, 2783 nt
Organism: Dermatophagoides farinae (American house dust mite)
Lineage: Eukaryota; Metazoa; Arthropoda; Arachnida; Sarcoptiformes; Pyroglyphidae
Source: RefSeq, a predicted model, not a curated record
UUUUUCUUGUUUUUCAAUGUUUCAUUUUUUUACAUUUGUCGAAUUAAAAUCCAUUCGAAUACUUUGUUUAUGGAUGGUCAUUUCUUGAUUUGUUUUUGUUUUAAUUUCGUUAUAAAUUCAAUAAUACCAUGGAUCAAGAUGGUUCAUCAGAUGAUCAUGUAAAAAAUCUUGUUAAACGAUUUCAAGCUGAACAACUUCCAUCAGAAGUGAUUGAUGUUUUGUUGAUUUUUUUCAAUAGUCAUAACAAGAAUGACAUCACGACUGAAUCAUCGUCAUCGUCGAAUGUGAUUGAGAAUGACAUUGAACAACCAACAAAAUCAACAAUCAUCAAACAAGAUAAAGUGCAAAUACAAUCAAUUGUUGAUCAAACAUUGACAAUACCAGAAUAUUUUGAUCAUUGUGUCGAAUUUUAUGAUGGCUAUUUUCAUGAUAAUGGUGGCUGUGGCUGUUCGAAACAAUGUCAUCGAAAAUUUUCUAAAUCCAUUGCAUUUAAAUCACAUUUGGAUGCAAUGGCAUUGGAUAAAUAUUGUCCCGAUCAUGUUAAUCACCAGCAUUUAUUGCUUCUAGGAGCAAUGAAUAGCCUUGUACAAAGUAAUGUUGAUUCGAAACGAAAACGUAAAAAAACAAAAACAGACCACCAUUCUGAUGAUGAUCAAUCCGCCAACAAUUCUCGAGCACAUACAAAUUUUAAAUUUCGUGGCCAAGAAGUAUGUCGAUCAUUUUUCCACUAUGUUUUUGGUUGUGGUAAUAAACGUUUUAAAAAUGUACUUAAACAUUUCAUAUCGAAUGGAAUCGAUUCACCAAGACAUGAAUCUAUUUAUAAUAAUUGUCUGAAUAAAAUACCAAUGAAUCGUCGUCAACGUGAAGCAUUGAUAUUCAUACAGAAUUAUGGCCAACAAAAUUCAUUGCAAAUACCCGGCUGUUUUAGCACUGAAUCAAAUAAUAAUAAAGAUUUAUAUCUAUUGCCAAAUAAUCCUAAUCAAUCACGACGUCAUAUCUAUGAACAAUAUUCGAUUACAUGUUCGGAAUUGAAAAUGGAACCAUUAUCAUUUGCAUUAUGGCAAGAAUUAUGGAAUCUUUAUUAUCCUAAUAUUCAAACAUUUAAUGAUAGAUUUGAUCCAUGUUAUGAAUGUCGUCAAUAUCAACAACGUUUAAUUCGUAUUGAUUCAAUGGAAUCAUCAAAAGUUGAAUUGUUACAAAAAUAUCUUUCACAUUUGAAUAUGAUUCAACCAGAAUUGAAUCAUUUUCAAUCAAUCAUAGCCAAAUGUCAAACUGUUUAUGAUGAAUAUGUUCAAAAUGCACAAAAUGAUUUUAGUCAAAAUUUGAAAGAAUCAUUUCGAUCAACAUUAAAAUCAAUGCAUUAUACAUUCGGUUGGUAUACGACCAUUUCGUUACCAUUUUAUCCACAGAAUCCAAGAAUUUAUUUCAAACAUGGUUACAAAGUAGCCAUGUUUGGUAUUGUAGUCGAACCAUUGAGGAAAUUUAUCUUGUACAUUGUGCCAGAAUUUAUUUGUCAUCAAACAACCAACCUGAUAAACAUUAGUCUUUCAUUGUUACAUCAUUUUUUCUCUACAUAUCUAUUUGGUGAACAAGAAUCUAUAAUUCAUUUGGCAAAUGGUCAACUAAAUCAAAUGAAAAAUUCUUCAUUAUUAUCAUAUUUAAUGUGGCGAACAUUGAUUGGUAAACAUGAUAAAUUUAAAGUUUCCACACUUCCUAUAGGUCAUUCAUAUUGUUGGAAUGAUUUAUUCAUGGGUGUAUUGAAGAAAAAAUUUCGAAAUUGUCGAUUGAAUUCAUUAUCCGAUCUGAAAAUGCUUGCCGAUCGUUGCUGUUUGAAUGUUGCCGGCACUAAUAAUGAUGAUGAUCGUUAUAUACAAACCUAUCUUGUCGGUAAUGAUCAAGGACAAACUACGUUAGAUCUUUAUGAUUGGACAUUGAAAUUGGCUAUGAUACAGAAAAUCGAUACAACAGUAUUAAGUGAUAAUAAUCAUUUUGAAAUUGGAAUAGAUUUACCUGGAUUUGUUUUGUGUCGAAAAACAUUGAAUUCGAAUGAGACAAUCGUUUCUUAUCGUUUAAUAGCAAAUGAAUGUCUGUCCUUGAUAAAUGAAAAUCUACCACAACGAUUAGAAUUACAACCAUUAUCAUCGGAAAGAUUUUCUUAUCUAUACGAUGCUAUCAGACCAUUUGUAUUGGAUAAAGAUUCGAUUAUCUGGAAAAUGUAUCCCAAUGAUCAACUACCGAAAGAUUUGGAUAUGGAAUCAAUUUCAGAUGGCACUGGUCAACCUGAUGAUCCUCAAGUGUUAGAACAACAACAAUCGAAUAAAAAAUUUCGUUGUAGUUAUUGUAAACAAUUUGGACAUCGUGAAAUGGUAUUCGGCAGAAUUCGUUGUCCAGUCAAACGAAAUGAUUCUAAUCUAUUCAAUUUACAAGAACGGCCACAAGAUGUUGCCACCACUGCAACGAAUAAUUCAACAACAAUGAUUGAAUCGACAUCCAAUGAUAAUGAAGGACUGAAUGAUGAUCAAACAAAACAAUUAUUGGCAAUAUUGGAAAUGAAUGGACAAAAUUUACAAGUCGAUGAUGAUGGUGAUGAUGCUGAUGUUGAAAAUGAUUAGAAAUGUAACAUUAUGUGAUAAUAAGUGACAAAUGUUUCAAUUUAGCCUAAUUGGAGAAAAGAAAAAAAAUCAAAAGUCUGUCUUGUUGUUGGUGGUGGUGUGUUGGUAAAAAAUGGUUCCAAGGGGGUUCGAAUCCAGCCGAAAUAAAAUGAUGAAAUUUUACUUUGUUCA